AAUACUUCAAGGUUGUUAGAGGGACGUCUCGAAACGUUGCGCACUUUAAAUGGCUGAUGAGAAGCCACGAAGAAAACUAAUUUUACAUUUUGAUGCCAGGAAUACUUUGUUUCUGUCAGAUAAAAGUUAUCGUUUCACUAUUGAAGAGGCACUGAACAGUUACAUUUCUGGAAUUGUAUGGGGUCAAUUAAAAGAAAAAUCUGAAAAAAAUGAAAGUAAUGAUGUACAAAACAAUUCUGAAACUAUCUUACCAAUGGAUUGUAAUCAAGAUCAUUCAAGUGAUAUGAUUAAAAUAAAUGAAAGUCAAAGUGAAAGUAUAAAACCUGUAAAGUAUCAAGUUCUUAACGAAAUGAAUCCAAAUCAAAAUCAUGAAGUUAACUCUUGUAAAACAACAAUAACCACCCCCACAAUAACAACAACAAUCACAACUCCAAUGGAUACUCGUCAACCAUAUGAAGGUGAAAAUUUUGAAAAUUUAACAUCAAAUGAAUUAGCUAAUUUUAAAUCAACUUUAGCAUGUUGGAAUCGUUUACCAAUACCAUUAUGUAUUAAACAACCACAACCGAAUGCUAUAAGUAUAUAUAAAUUAUUAGAGAAACAAAUUGUUAAAAUAACAUCCGAUAGAGGUAGAAUAAGAAGAUAUUUAGGUAAUUUUACUCAAACACCAGAAGGUUUACCAUAUCGUAAUUUAUUUAAUGAAUAUUUAGAAAUGUUAAAAUUAACACCAAUUGAAUCCAUUAAUUCACCAUAUUGUUUAUGUGUAAAUAGUGGAAAUAUUAAUAAUCACCAUGGCAACAACAAUAAUAAUAAUAAUAAUAAUGAUCAUAUAAAUGAGAAUGUGGAUAAUCAUUAUUAUCAUUAUUUAAUGCCAGCUUUUUAUCGUUUAUUAACAUGGCUUAUUGAAACAAAUCGUCAAUUUGCUAUAUUUAUACGUACCUAUGGUAAAGAUGGUGAACAUAUUUUAUCAGCAAUUGAAGCAUAUAUUCAUGGUAAACAUUCACAAGAGAAAGCACCAUUCAAUGCUAAACAAUAUAUAUCAAUUGAUUAUACUAAAUGGUAUUUAAAACGUUCUGAUCAUGAACCAUUAUUUCAAUUUAUUAAAGAAAUUCCACAUAAAGAUCUAUUAGAUCCUGAUAAACAAUUUAUCAAUAUAUCAAAUAAUCCUAAUGAAAUUUAUCAAAUAUGGUCAAAACAAAUUGGUGUACUUCAUGUAAUAGAUGAUUUCAAUUAUUGGAAAUCACAUAAUUAUCAUUAUAAAUCAUCGAAACCUUUAUGGUUUAAUCCAUAUGAUCCAUAUAUUCAACAUAUAUUAUUUGAUGAUAAUAUACGAUUUGAAGAAGAUGGUUCUAAUGUCAUUGAUUUAUAUCAACUUAAUACUACUACUACUAGUAGUAGUAGUAGUAGUAGUAGUAAUAGUAAUGGUAAUAAUAAUGAUGAUGAUGACAUAACCUCCUCAGAAUCUAAUCAUUAUCAUCAUCUUGAUAAUAAAGAAGCUAUGAAAUGGGAAAAUAUUUAUUAUGUACAAGCGGAUUUAUUAAAUAUAAUUAAAAAUAGAAAUUAUUUUAUUGAAAAAGUUAAUGAAUGUGAAUUCAAUUUAGAUCAAAUACAAAAACAAUUCAAUGUCAUAUGA
Molecule: messenger RNA, 1630 nt
Organism: Schistosoma haematobium
Lineage: Eukaryota; Metazoa; Platyhelminthes; Trematoda; Strigeidida; Schistosomatidae
Product: RWD domain-containing protein 1
Exons: 3
Coding region: 50-1630 (526 amino acids)
Source: RefSeq, a predicted model, not a curated record